Choloepus didactylus (southern two-toed sloth) is the source of this 2643-nucleotide messenger RNA. RefSeq names its product potassium voltage-gated channel modifier subfamily G member 1 (gene KCNG1). Lineage: Eukaryota; Metazoa; Chordata; Mammalia; Pilosa; Megalonychidae. Gene Ontology annotation, molecular function: delayed rectifier potassium channel activity; protein binding. Gene Ontology annotation, cellular component: voltage-gated potassium channel complex; membrane. The coding region runs from base 342 to 1886 and encodes 514 amino acids. Gene Ontology annotation, biological process: potassium ion transmembrane transport; protein homooligomerization; regulation of delayed rectifier potassium channel activity. The transcript is spliced from 3 exons. The record is from RefSeq and is a predicted model, not a curated record.
GGACCGGGAGGCACAGGCGGGGCUGCCCGGGGACGAGCGCAGAAGCCGAGCCGAGCCCGGGGGCCCAAGUUUGGCCGCGGCUCCCGGAGGCGCCGCGGACGCCCCAGGCGGCUUCCAGCCCCCUCCCGCGUCCGAGCCCGGGACCCGCUGGCAGCCGGGGGAACGGAAGCCGCGGCCGGGCCAACUCCGAGGCGGGACGCCGCGCCGCCGCGCCGGGAACUUGAGGUGAAUAUUUGGGGAAUCAGCAUUCUCAGUGAGGUGCAGCUUAACCAAGACUUGGAAUCACUGAGGGUCUGUCCCCCCUUGUGCCCCCAGGCCCGAGAGGGAUGUGAAGGCCCAAGAUGACCCUCUUACCGGGAGACAAUUCCGACUUCGACUACAGCGCCCUGAGCUGCGCCUCCAACUCCUCCUUCAAGCCGGCCUUCUUCCAGCAGAGCCGGGCGCUCAAGGGCGUGUUCUACCGCCGGGCCCAGCAGCUGCGGCCGCAGGACGCCCCCCGCCAGGGCGGCCAGCCCGAGGACCGCCGGCGGCAGAUCAUCAUCAACGUGGGGGGCAUCAAGUACUCGCUGCCCUGGACCACGCUCGACGAGUUCCCGCUGACGCGGCUGGGCCAGCUCAAGGCCUGCACCAACUUCGACGACAUCCUCAACGUGUGCGAUGACUACGACGUGACCUGCAACGAGUUCUUCUUUGACCGCAACCCGGGGGCCUUCGGCACCAUCCUGACCUUCCUGCGGGCGGGCAAGCUGCGGCUGCUGCGGGAGAUGUGCGCCCUGUCCUUCCAGGAGGAGCUGCUCUACUGGGGCAUCGCCGAGGACCACCUGGACGGCUGCUGCAAGCGCCGCUACCUGCAGAAGAUCGAGGAGUUCGCCGAGAUGGUGGAGCGGGACGACGAGGACGACCCGCUGGACAGCGAGGGCGGCGACAGCCAGGGCCCGGCCGGGGGUGGGGGCCGCCUGGGCCACUGCAUGCGGAGACUGCGCGACAUGGUGGAGCGGCCGCAUUCGGGGCUGCCCGGCAAGGUGUUCGCCUGCCUCUCGGUGCUCUUUGUCACCGUCACUGCCGUCAACCUCUCGGUCAGCACCUUGCCCAGCCUGAGGGAGGAAGAGGAGCAGGGCCAGUGUUCCCAGAUGUGCCACAGCGUGUUCGUCGUGGAGUCGGUGUGCGUCGGCUGGUUCUCGCUCGAGUUCCUCCUGCGGCUCAUCCAGGCGCCCAGCAAGUUCGCCUUCCUGCGGAGCCCGCUGACGCUCAUCGACAUGGUGGCCAUCCUGCCCUACUACACCACGCUGCUGGUGGACGGCGCCGCCGCGGGCCGCCGCAAGCCCGGCGCGGGCAGCAGCUACCUGGACAAGGUGGGGCUGGUGCUGCGCGUGCUGCGGGCGCUGCGCAUCCUGUACGUGAUGCGCCUGGCGCGCCACUCGCUGGGGCUGCAGACGCUGGGGCUCACGGCCCGCCGCUGCACGCGCGAGUUCGGGCUCCUGCUGCUCUUCCUCUGCGUGGCCAUCGCCCUCUUCGCCCCGCUGCUCUACGUCAUCGAGAACGAGAUGGCCGACAGCCCCGAGUUCACCAGCAUCCCCGCCUGCUACUGGUGGGCCGUCAUCACCAUGACGACCGUGGGCUACGGCGACAUGGUGCCCAGGAGCACGCCCGGCCAGGUGGUGGCGCUGAGCAGCAUCCUCAGCGGCAUCCUGCUCAUGGCCUUCCCGGUCACCUCCAUCUUCCACACCUUCUCCCGCUCCUACCUGGAGCUCAAGCAGGAGCAGGAGAGGCUGCUGUUCCGCAGGGCCCAGUUCCUCAUCAAAACCAAGUCGCAGCUGAGCAGCGUGUCCCAGGACAGCGACAUCUUGUUCGGAAGUGCCUCCUCAGACACCAGGGACAACAACUGAGCCCAGAGGACGCCCCCACCCCCCACCCGCCCCUGCUGCCAGGACGCCCCCCUGCCCCGCCUGCCCUCUGCGGCGUGCAGCUAGCGCCAUCCUCUACGGAAGCCCCACAGGGGCGUGCUGCUUCCCCGGUGGCAGGGACGUAGGGCGGUGCCAGCCACGCCCGGCGGGGACACCUGCAAGAUGGGUAGAGGGACACGUGCCCCUGAGCAGCUGGAGAUGGAAGGGAAGCUGGGCCCAGCCCCAGCACAUGGCCAUCAGUGCUCUCCCCACCCACCCCAGCCCCGCUGUUUGCAUCCCUUGGGUAAGGGGUGCUACCUUCUUUUCACCGUGUAAAUAAUACACCCAGCAAAAAACUUGCUUUAUGGAUCUGCCUGGAGGAAAAAAAUACAAACAGCAGCAACAUGUCUGUCUCGAGUGUGGCUCAUAUCCGAUUAAAGGAAACCGAUGUGAAAAAGAGAAAAUCCCUCAAAAGAAGGAAAUGUGUUUGCCAGCAAAGCCAGCCAGUGCGGGUGCUAGAAGGAAGAGGGUCUGCUGGGGGCCUGGUGGUGUUGGAGGGAAAGGGAGGGGACAGACACCCUUAGGAAAACUGCUGGCAAAUGCUGUCCUCCCUCUCUUGUUUCCCUUUGAUCCCUCUAUCUCCAGGCCUACUUUGCUCCCUUUUUCCCCUGGUCCUUUUCCAUUCUCUCCCACCCUCUGGCUUCCUCUUUUACACAGUAAGCUGUGUUCCUCCAACUUCCCCCAAGCAUCCCUAACAGUU